AUGACGAAAUUACGAGACUUGUAUAGCCCACAUAGCUCACAGGACCGCACGCGGCGCAAGAACCCGCUGGACGGACUAAGGGACUACACGGGCGGGUGGGACCCGGCCAACAAGGACUAUUGGGCGGUGAGUAAUACUAACGUGUUAAUUUAUUUUGAGACGUCUCAAAACAAGAACCCGCUGGACGGACUAAGGGACUACACGGGCGGGUGGGACCCCGCCAACAAGGACUACUGGACCUCCGUCGUGUGGUCGGUGGUGUACGCGCCGCUGCUCGGACUGCUUUGGGUGAUCCUGGGCCUCGGGAUUGUCGGAUUCUCGCUGCUCACCUGCCUGUGCUGUCGCGACAAGUGGAGCGAGAUGAGGGACCCAGCAUACGCCAAGUACACCAAGAAGGACCUCUGGGUGCCGCUGGGCUUCAUGCUCCUUGGGAUAGUCGCCGUGCUGGUGGGUUUUUCCGUGAUGGUGGCAGGAGGGGCGCAGCUGCACAACCGAGUGAACACAGUCACACAGUACGUGACGGAGACGGUUGACUUCACGGCCAGUGUGGUCUACAACCUCUCCAGCAUCAUGGAGACGAGCUCCUCUAUCACCGUCGCCAACGCCGUCAUCCCGGCUGACAAGAAGGCAGACAUUGAGAGCAAGGUGCGGCAGGCCAACCAAACAGCCACGGAGCUGCAGGCUAAGACGGCGGAUGGCAUCAACCUCGUCAACAACGGCUUGCGAGUUCUCUCCACUACAUUCUACGUCAUCGGAUGCGUUAUCACCUUCCUUUGCAUCCUCGCCCUAUUGUUUUCUCUUCUCAAAUGGGUCGUGGCGUCCAAUGUCAUCAUCACUAUAACCUGGGUGGUCGUUUUCUUCACUUGGUGCAUGACAGCUGGCCUACUUAUUGCAUAUCUUGUGAAUGGGGACACUAACGUCGCCUUAGAGCAGGUGCAGCAGUCCCCUACAAUGAACAGCGCCAUGGACAAGUACCUGCACUGCAUCCCCAGCGAGAAGCUGCUGAACGCGACGCGCUACGCGCGCUACACCGCGGCCACCGCGCUCACCACUGCCAACAGCUCCGUGGUUAGCAACGCUCCCAGGAUCUUUGCGUUUCUCGGUGUGCCGGGCGGCAUCUGUGUGCCGUACGGCCCGGCGCCCAAUUUCACGCGCGACACGGACCUCUGUGUGAAGGGCACCAUCCUCUUCCCGCAGUUUGUGAACGUGAGUGGCGUGCGUGGUGAUUUUGUGAAUGUGAGUGGCACGUGUGCUGAUUUCACACGCAGCAUGAGCCUCUGUGUGCAAGGCACCAUCCUCUUCCCGCAGUUUGUGAACGUGAGUGGCGCGUGUGCUGAUGUGGCGUGUGUGCUGAUGUGGCGUGUGCUUGCCAUCACGGCCAACAACACAGCAUUGUUUGAGGUUGAUUUUGAGAAUUCUCAAAAUCAACCCCCCACCCCCCUGCAGGUGCUUGCCAUCACGGCCAACAACACAGCAUUGUUUGAGGUUGAUUUUGAGAAUUCUCAAAAUCAACCCCCCACCCCCCUGCAGGUGCUUGCCAUCACGGCCAACAACACAGCGUUGGUGCCGGAGGUGGUGAGUAACUCCCUUACGAGUCUUACUCUCACAGCCCCACUUUUGGCGGGAGGUGGUGAGGGACACAACUCCCCCCUUAGCUCACAACCCCACUUUUUCCUCCUGUCCUCCCCCCUUUCCCCCUCCCUCCCCUUCCCCCACCCUGCAGAUGCUUAUGACGACAGCCGGCAGCUCUGUUUCCGUGCCGGAGAUGAUGCUUAUGACGACAGCCGGCAACACUGCGUUGGUGCCGGAGGUGGUACGGAACGACCCCACAGCCACGGCUCACCCCCUUCCUCCUGCCCCCCUUCCCACCGUCUCCCUCCCCCCUCCUUCCAGAUGCUUAUGACGACAGCCGGCAACACUGCGUUGGUGCCUGACGUGAUGCUUAUGACGACAGCUGGCAGCUCUGCGUUGGUGCCAGACGUGGUUAAGAACGAUCUCACAGCCACGGCUCAGACGCUCGCGCUGCUCGAAUCCACCAUCCCCAACGUGCUCACCCUCGUCGACUGCUCCUAUGUCGCCAACAUUGCCAAGUUUGCAAUAUCUGAGGGACAGGCAAUGGUGACCAACUUCCAGAUGCUCUGGGUUGGCUUUCUGGUCAUCACCAUCGCCUGCAUGAUGCAGGCGCUCUCCACGCCUAUCUACGUCUUCCGAGCCGUCAGGCUCGGCGACAGGCUCAACGAUGCCGAAGCUGAGGGGCUCUACAAGGCUUCAGCUGUUCCCGUCGCAUACCCCGCAGGAGGGGAGGGCGGGGGGCUGACGCAGGUGAACGAGCCUAGCUUUGCAGAAGGCUCAGACAACUCGUAUGCAGGCGAAAGCGGUGCUGGUUACAAGUGA
This is a messenger RNA of Closterium sp. Naga37s-1, 2394 nucleotides long. Lineage: Eukaryota; Viridiplantae; Streptophyta; Zygnematophyceae; Desmidiales; Closteriaceae. The record is from the annotation of a GenBank genome assembly.